Molecule: messenger RNA, 2364 nt
Organism: Drepanopeziza brunnea f. sp. 'multigermtubi' MB_m1
Lineage: Eukaryota; Fungi; Ascomycota; Leotiomycetes; Helotiales; Drepanopezizaceae
Source: RefSeq, a predicted model, not a curated record
AUGAGUAACUACGAAAUUCCAGUCCCGAGAAAGGGAGGGCUCCGCAUUAACCCCUUUCCGCCUUUGCGUGAGCGGCCACCUACUACUAUCUCAAGUCUUCCCGUCAAUCCGGGCUUGUUUCCAUACCCGGGCAAUCUAAAAGUGACCGAAUUCGCAUUGAAAUACCACAUACGACCGCAGCUGCUGCAAUACAACGACACUCUCAACUUCACCGACCCUGGGACCUUGAAAUCUUUCCUUACGCCCAUCCCGUUCCUUCCACCGGGUACCUCAGAUGAAGUCUACCGAAAAGCAUUCAAUAUAUCAUAUAUCCAGACAUCUCUCAUGAAAGGAAAUUCGAGCGCGGCUCUUUUGGAUCGCGAGGUAUUUACUCCCCGACAACUAAAGGCACCUAACGCCGUCUGUCCGAUACACCCCAUGCUUGCAAGACACAGAUGGAGUACGGUGGAGCCGGGCGGAGUUUUGUAUCCCAUUUGUGAUAGCGAGGGAAAAGUGAAUGACGACGGCACCAGAGUAACCUACGGAGUGUGGCAUGGCAGUUGUGAUCUCGCCUGGGAUACCCUCCAGCCUUCACUGGUGUUGGCAAGUAUAAUACUGUCGACUAUACAUGAGCAUCCAUGGUUCGAUGCAUUCAUGCUGGGAGAUGAAUUGCCCGUGGAUCCCAACAGUUACCCGCCUGCCGCGAUGCUCGGCGAACAAAACCAUCCCACAAAACACCGAAAUUUCAUAUUGCGCCCGCCCUUCCCCGACAACUUCGCAGAAUGCAAGGCAUACAAAGAAGAGCUCGAGCAGUACCACGGGCUCGCGGAUAUGGCCUGGGGCUUCGCAUCCAUGGAUCGUGCAUAUAACAAUAACGAAUAUAGCGGCUCCAAGAGGGUUGACGGCUAUUCAACUUGGAAUAGAUAUACCAACAGCUGUCACCUGUUUCUGUCCUAUGAGAAAGUGGCGUUGCUCCUCCGAAAAGACCUCAACGACGCGGACCGUCUGACUCUGCAGUUCGAGAUUGCCAAUACCAUCAUGCACGAGAUGAUGCACGCCUACGGGCUGGCGAAGCGGCAACGCUACCAGGUCCAGUCAGGGCACCCAGACACCGUCCCAUACAUGGACGAGCCGUACUUCCUAGACGAGCAGUGCGCUGAGCUGGGCCUGUCGAUGGAGUCCGCCCUUUGGGGCGGCUGCUUGCAGAAUGUCACAGAAAAAGGCCUCUCGCCACCGCUGGGACUGGGCCUGUACCGGCCUCCGAUGCCAGACCUCUGCUCCGAUCCUGUAUUGACCAAGCCUCCGAUUCCGACGCACGAUUUCUUCAGGCCGAUACAGGCAGAGUUCUACGAAGGCAUCCACCAGGCCGACUUUUGGGACUUCCGAUACCGCAGCUACAGGACGGCCAAGCCAGGCCCGAUCAGGAGAAAUGGGCAGAUAGCCGACCUGUACUCGACCAAAGACAAAAGCAAGGCUGGUCCAUGGAGAACCAUCAUGGACCCGCAAGAGUACCAGCAAGCGAUCCAGCUGAGAAGCCUAGCGCAUAUCAUGCUGAACAAUGUCUUGAGGAUGGGACCUGCAGACAGAGCUGAUUUUGCAAGGAGGUCGCAGCAGAAGGCAGACUACGAUAAGGUGAUCGCGCUCUUGGAGGAGCGGAAACGGCAAGUCGGGGCGCUGUGGGACCAGGCAGAGAUACUGUCCAGAAUCGACAUCACGCAAGGGGGGUACGACACGGCCGUCGGCCUCCAGUCACUUCUCACGCUCUUUGACCAGAUGAUGUCCAAGUCGUUCGACGUUCUCACGGCGAUGCAGAAGCUAGACAGCGAUGGUGCACCCUAUGCUGGAUGCCGAUCAGGCUCGCAGGAAUUCUGCCACGGCCUCCGGAACAUGGUAGAAGUCAUGGAAGGCAGCGGCAUCCGUUCCAUCGAGGCCCAAGUCGCACGCGCCUCGGCAGCCGUCGACGACCUGUGGAGACAGCUGACGCUCACCCCGGAGAACCCCGACGGGACGGGCGCCGCCGACGAGAGGAGACGCGCCUCCGACGCCGAGGUCGGAUACAUCCAACUCGCACAGAACGCCCGCUCUUAUCUGGAUGCCGACCGAAAGCAGGACUCGCUGAAUAUCUGCACCGAGCUGAUCAGUCACAUGUCGCCGAGUCUGCUGGUCAAGUGUUCGGCGCGGGUUACCGUGGCGUACAACGACGAGGUCGAGCUCGAGGAGCGUAUCGCCAUGGCGGAGAGGGCGGUGACUACGCUCAAAGCCACGCGCGCGCCCCCUGGCCGGGAGGCCGAGCAAAAGCAGGUGUUGGACCUGGGUGUUGAGAUUCUGAAGAGGCUCGCCAUCGAAUUGGAGGCGGAAGACUCGGAUGAAGAUAUACAUACAUAG